Messenger RNA from Nelumbo nucifera (sacred lotus), 1642 nucleotides. RefSeq names its product protein DETOXIFICATION 48-like. NCBI's taxonomy places the organism in Eukaryota, Viridiplantae, Streptophyta, Magnoliopsida, Proteales, Nelumbonaceae. Gene Ontology annotation, cellular component: membrane. The record is from RefSeq and is a predicted model, not a curated record. Gene Ontology annotation, molecular function: xenobiotic transmembrane transporter activity; antiporter activity. Gene Ontology annotation, biological process: xenobiotic detoxification by transmembrane export across the plasma membrane.
ACAAGCCAACGACCACGGCCUCUCUUCAGACGCGCUGAUGCCCAGAAAGGAUGAGGCUACAUCAAGCACUUGAUCACCUCAAUCAAACUGAUUACAAGAGAUACUCCCUACCCCCAUGGACUGAGAUCGUGGAUGAGGUGAAGUCAUUGAGUAAAAUUUCAGGUCCCACAGCACUAACAGGUGUGGUUCUCUAUUCAAGAGCCAUGAUCACCAUGCUUUUCAUUGGUUAUCUGGGUGAGUUGGAGCUCGCAGCUGUUUCUCUUUCCAUUGGCUUUGCCAACAUCACGGGCUACUCUAUCAUCACUGGCUUGUCCAUGGGAAUGGAGCCGAUUUGUGGGCAAGCUUUUGGAGCUAAGAGGUGGAGUCUCCUGGUUGUCACACUACAAAGGACAGUAGUAAUCCUGCUAUUCUCUUGUUUGCCUCUAAUUUUCUUAUGGCUAAGCAUGGAAAGGUUAUUGCUCUGGUGUGGCCAAGACCCCAUGGUCACCUCCAUGGCCUCAACCUACCUGGCUUAUUCCAUUCCUGAUCUCUUCGCUCAAUCCCUUCUGCACCCACUCAGGAUCUACUUAAGGACACAAGGGAUAACUCUCCCCCUUGCCACCUGUGCCACAAUUGCUCUGAUCCUACACAUACCCAUAAACUUUGUACUAGUGAUAAGCAUGAACAUGGGCAUAAAGGGAGCUGCGCUUGCAUCUGUCUGGACGAGUUACAAUCUUGUUCUGAUGUUAUUUCUGUACGUCUGCUUCUGGGGUUCACAUAAAAUGACGUUCCGAGGGGUGACACUAGAGUGCCUUACUGGGUGGAAGACCAUAUUGGGGCUGGCGAUCCCAAGUUGUUUCUCAGUCUGUUUGGAGUGGUGGUGGUAUGAAUUCAUGAUUAUCUUAUGUGGGUUGCUCUCAGAUCCUAAGCCAAAGGUUGCAGCCAUGGGGGUAUUAAUACAAACAACUUCUCUGCUUUAUAUAAUGCCUUCAUCCAUCAGCUUCGGGGUGUCUACUAGAGUGAGUAAUGAACUGGGUGCUAACAUGCCUUGGAAAGCUAGAAGAGUCAUGAUUGUUGCUCUACUCCUGUCGUCCUUCUUUGGUUUUCUCUCAAUGACAUUUGCAACUGGGGUCAGCUCCAUAUGGGGGAAGAUGUUUACAGAUGAUAGUGAAAUUCUUGACUUAACCAGCACGGUUUUGCCCAUCAUAGGCCUCUGCGAGCUCUUCAAUUGCCCACAGACGACUGGUUGUGGAGUCCUGAGGGGAUGUGCCAGGCCCAGACUAGGAGCUAAUAUAAACUUUGCUGCAUUUUAUCUCUUGGGAAUGCCUCUGGCCAUCUUGUUAGCUUUCCGCCUUGGUUUUGGGUUCUUGGGGCUGUGGUUAGGACUGUUGGCAGCUGAGGCUUGUUGUCUGUUAUCAAUGGUGUAUUUUCUCCUUCAAACUGAUUGGUUUCAGGAAGCUGAUAGAGCUUGGAAAUUGACUGGGGUUGAUGACGACCAUCUGGUUCUACAUAGCGAAGCACACCAUCAACAGAUCCUUGUAACAGUCUAACCGGUUCGGUUUUUUAUUAGAUAUAUAUGGAUUAUUUGCGUCUUUGGUUGAAACAUUGAAAGAGUUGGAUAUAAAUAUUCUGGUUUUUGACUGAUGAGAACAUUGACUCUCAG